AUGAUGAGUACCAAGCGCGCCGAAGUCCUCCUAGGAAGUGGAAAUUAUUUCCAUUGGGAGUUCAAUAUGAGGAUGUCGCUCGCCAGAAAAGGACUGCUGGCGCACGUGGAGGUGGUCAAGGCGGAGAGUGAGAUAACGGAAGCUUGGUUAGUAAAUGACGCAAAGGCUCUCGGCAUCAUCGCGCAGGGUGUGGAACUACAACACCAGACAAAGAUCCGUUCGUCGACGCGUGCUAUUCAAGCGUGGGUAACACUUAGGGAGUUCUACAAUCGCACUACACUCCACAAUCGGGUCACGAUGAUACGGCGCCUCCACGAAUUCAAGAUGGAUGCUGGAACGGCCAUGGCAAAGCAUUUGGACGCUUUCGACGAGCUCGUUGUCGGUCUUCAGACGCUUGGAGAGCCCGUCGACGAGGCACGGCAGCUAGUAGUGCUGCUGAGCAGCCUUCCAGCCGAAUACGAGCUGAUAUCGUCGAUCAUCGAGAACGUCAAGGACAUCACGCUCUUCGAGGUGAAAGAGAAGCUGUUGAAGGAGUGUGAACGGUUGGAGAAGAAAGAAACGACUUCGGAACGAGCAUUUAAGGUCAACGCUGGACGUUUCAAGGGCAACAAGAGGAGUGGUCGCAAGUGGAGCGAUCAGAAGAAGAACUCUAGUGGUUUCCAAGGCAAGUGUUUCAAGUGCAACAAAGUUGGGCACAUGAAGCGGGACUGUCACGAGGGAACAACAGACGGCGAUGCGGUAUUUGUUGUGAGCACAGAACGUGUAAACGGAUGGUUGAUCGACAGCGGCGCGACCGCCCACAUGACCCCGCACCGUUCCGAUCUGUUCGAGUAUGAGAACGUGAAUGGUGGCAUCGAAGUAACAAUCGCUGACGGAAAGAAGCUGCAGGUCACUGGACGUGGUACACUACGCUUGCUUGGACUGGACGGUAAACGGAUUAAGAUGGUUGAAGUUCUUCACAUACCGGGCCUCGAUCGGCGCCUGUUGUCAGUGGGGAAGCUCGCGGAUCGUGGACUGAACGUGGAGUUUCAGCGUUCCUCAUGUGUUAUAUGGGGAGCGGCUAGCGCAAUUGCGAAGGGUAAGAAGGUCGGCAAGGCUUACAUGUUAGACUGUGAACAAGAAGAAGCUCGGUUCGUCCAGUACGCCGGGGCUGACAGCAAGUGGGAGCUUUGGCACGCUCGCCUGGGGCAUCCCAAUCAGGAUGCUCUGGAUAAGACAAAGCAUGCCACGAACGGUAUUCCGGCUGUUGGUCAACCGCCCCAGUCUUUGUGCGGCGGAUGCAUGAAGGGGAAGCAAACGGUGGCUAAAUUUCCGCAUUGUUCCAGCUCGAAGACGUCGCGCGUUCUUGAGCUCGUCCACACGGAUAUGAUGGGACCAAUGAAUAAUCCUUCGAAAGGUGGUGCCAAGUAUGUCCUGACGUUCGUGGACGACUACUCGCGCUACGUUGUGGCCUAUUUCUUGAAAAAGAAGAGCGAGGUGGCCAUAAAGCUUAGAGAGUUCAUGACUUUCUAUGAGAAUCAAUGGGGAGAGCGCAUGAAGUGUUUACGAUCGGAUAACGGAACGGAGUUUGUCAACCAAGAGAUGACGAAGAUAUGUAUGCUGAACGGUAUCGUGCACCAACGGACUGUCCCGUAUAGCCCUCAGCAGAAUGGAGUGGCAGAACGGAUGAACCGAACUAUCAUGGAGAGAUCUCGAAGUAUGCUAUACUACAAGGGCGUUCCAAUGGAGUGGUGGGCUGAAGCAUUUAGUACUGCGGUAUAUCUAAUCAACCGUUCCACGAACACGCACAACGCAACCGUAACACCGUUUGAGCUAGGUUUCAAAGUGAAACCUACGCUAGAUCACCUACGCGUAUUUGGUUCUCGCGGGUACGCUCACAUUGACGAAGCGAAGAGGACGAAGCUUGAACCUAAGAGCUUUAGAUGUCUGCUGCUCGGAUACCCAGAAAACGUCAAGGGUUACCGUGUCUAUGACUUGGACGCUUCCAAGGUCAAAGUUUCUCGCUCGGUGAAAUUGGACGAGCGUGAGGUAGAUGGUAUUUACGAUACACUACCUGCUCAGAUCGAAACAGGUAUUCAUGUUAGCACAGACGCCGAUGAUGAAGUCACGCUCGCACCAGUGGAAGUUUAA
Molecule: messenger RNA, 2130 nt
Organism: Peronospora matthiolae
Lineage: Eukaryota; Oomycota; Peronosporomycetes; Peronosporales; Peronosporaceae
Source: the annotation of a GenBank genome assembly